CACCUAAUUUGACAUUUAACCACGUGUAGUUACUAGGACCGUCGGUUCGGGAGUGCUUUCUGUCAUAAUUCACUGCGUUUAAUUCUUAUUUUACUGAAAACAUUUGACAGCACCUACCAUGGUUAUCGUUGAAAAAAGCUUCCCUCGCGGAGGCACCAUUGUACCACGUUCAAAAACAGACGAAAUCGAAUUUGGUGCCCGGCAAGAAAAACGGAAGAAGGACAAAUCCAAGAAGAAAUCAAAGAAUGACGCGAGUACAGACAUUUCCGAGGAUAUCCAAGCCGUCUCUGCUGAGUUGCUCAGUCACAAGACCAUUCAGGAAGGGAUGAUCAUAAUGGGCUUAGUGAAAAGCGUAGAUCCGACAUUUCUUCAAAUUUCACUUCCUGGCCGAAUUGCUGGUCGUGUUCUGGCCUCAGGCAUAUCUGAAUCUUACAAUAAAGUGUUGCGUAAAUACGUAGAUAGCGAGCUAAGCAAUCCAGAUGAAUUCAAACCUUUGCCUGAACUCUUCCAUGUUGGGCAAGUUCUCUACACGAAAGUCAUGGAAAUUUCGAACACAGAACAUGGACGAAUCCACAUUAACCUGUCGCUGAAGCCCGAAGAUGUGCAUUCAAAUUUCAACCAUCAGCAACUGCGAAAGGGGCAAAUGUUUUGCGGCGCGGUCGAAGAAGUGCACGAUCAUGGUUACGUUAUCGAAAGCGGAAUCAAGAAUCUCCGUUGUUUUUUGCCCUAUGACAGCAGUGAGAAGGGCCUCAAUGUGGGCCAACUGGUUUUCAUGAGGAUCGAGAAGAUCACACAAACCCCAGCUGCAAGUACUGCUGUUUGCAGAUCAUUGUCUGGCGGAAAUCGGAAAGUGAAAGAUUUAGCUGAUCCGAAUUUGGAUUACAUUUUGCCUUCAGUUACAGUCAAUUUCACGAUAACAAAAGCACUGAAGGAUGGACUGCAAGGAACUAUCAUGAACGGAGCGUUCACGGCUUAUGUGAACGAACAUCAACUCGAGAAUCCACUGCACGUUCCGGCCGAUUACGAAGUAAAUUCAACAGUGAACGCUAGAGUUCUGUACGUCAUGCCUUUGUCGAAACUUGUUUAUCUUUCGCUGCGGACCAACCCUGUAAACGAGGAGGGAACUCAAUUGAAGCGCGGGACGAUUGUGGAUGAAGCAACUGUCCACCACACCGGAACAGGAGGGAUAAUCCUGGACUUAGAGGGAAAGGGAAAAGGCUUGAUUUCCUUCAAUUCCAUCAAGUCCAACUUCAUCGGAAACUACGAUCAAGAUGAGAUUUUCGCAAAAUACAAGAAGAAUUCCAAGCACAAGGUUCGUGUACUGGAGUAUGAUAUCAUCGACCAUUUGUACACUUGUUCCGAUAACCCGGGCAUCGUCAAUGAGAAGUUCUAUACAUUGGAGGACCUGAAGCCAGGUGAGUUUGUAACUGGAAUCAUAGAAAAGAAGGAUUCAAGUGGGGGCUACUUCGUGCGGGUCGGUAACGUCCGUGGUCUCAUUGAGAAGAUGUUUCUGGCUGCGACAGCUGGCAAUUUGCAGGAGAAUGCAAAAAUCCGUUGCAGAGUCACAUGGACCCACCCCGAGCGCAACAUUGUCUAUUUGACGAAUCGAAAUGAAUACAUGUCGAAAACGGCAAAACUCCUCAUGGAGGGCUCGGCUGUGAAAGCUAACCGGGUGUUCGUCGGAACCAUAGUGAAAAUACACGAAAAGUGCUACAUUGUUAGGUUUUUCGGUAAUAUCAAGGGAAUACUCUACAGAAAUCAAAUUUCCGGAUACAUGUCGAACGAAACGCUGUCGUUUUAUGUGGGCGCAACUAUGAGUUUCCGCAUUGUUUCGAAAGACGGAGAUAAGAUCGUGUUGGGUCUUGCCGAGGAGAUGCACAAAAUAGGCGAAGUGCAUGAAGCGACGAUUACGAACAUCAUUCAGAACGGUCUCGAAGUUGCCAUGGCGGGUGAAGGAGAUGAGCAAGUCAAAGGGCUGGUCCCGGUUCGUUUGCUCUCUGACUUUCAAGAGUUGGUUGCUGCUCACCUGAAGACGUACAGUUUGGACGAACAAGUGACCGUGGCUUGUGUUCUCAAAAACUUGUACAGCAUUCGUGAUGUGAGGGAAGUGCUCGAACAUCCCGUUAAGCACUGGAAAGAUGUUCGCCCGGGUGAUAUCUUCAAAGGUUGGGUGAAAAAUGUGGAAAAUGAAAUAAUAGAAGUUCUGCUUCCCAUUAGGAAUUUUGACAAGCUGGUGAAGGUUCAUUUGGAUAUGUUUCUGGAGCGCGCCGUCAACGAACCGAACAUUGUGCUUGUACCAGAUCAAACAGUCUAUGUUAAGGUGCUGAGUAAGGAGGUUAUGACGAAAACUCUUAAUGUCACCGCCAAGCUUACCGAGGUAUGGGACUGCGAACUAAAGAGCACGGGGCAGUGCUUUGCACAGUUUCUCGACGAAACCAAAAAGAUUAGGAAGCGUUUUAAGGCGCUGGGCAAGCCGAUAAGUGCAUACUCAAUUGGAGAUAAAGUAACGGGGACGAUAAGUAAUUAUAGUAAACUGGAAGGUGACUGGAUCGUAGAACUACCUGACAACGUUAAUGGAGUAAUAAAAGCUGCAGUAGGAGCUAACGACAAAAACAUGAAAGUUGGAAAAGAAGUUGAAUGCUCCAUUCUAUGGAUAGACUACUCAUUAGAGGUGCUCUAUUUGACUCACAGAACGUCCGAUAGUAACCACAUUUCCAAGGGUUUGAGCUUAGAUGCAAAAUACCGAGAUAAAGUAGGAAUCAAUGCUAAGAUUCUUCUGCAGACAAGUGAUUUUGCAAUUUGUUCGCUGAAAAAAGGACAGAAUCCACUUAUAUUCGUCCCAGCCAAGUUGCAUGUGAACGACUUCGAGAGUACAAUGGCCGCAAGUAUGAAAGAAGGGGAAUUUUGUCGGCUAGCAUUUAUCCAUGAUAAGUAUCCGAUUGCAGUGCUAGAAAACACCUGGAAGCUCUGGAAGCGAAUUGGAACUGCUAAACGGAAAAUUGGAUUGGAAGAAACCAAUACGGAGAAAGUUCCUGCGAAGAAACGUAAAGUGCUAAAAGAAACUGUUGAAGAGGACUCUCACGAAACUAUCACAGUACGCAAACGGAAUUACGUUUCAUUGCUGCAGAAUUCAGAGCCGGAAGCAAAUGGCAGAGAUGAUUUGAAUCUUUUCUUCAAGGAUACUGGAGCAAAUUCUGAAAAGGACACGAAAAAAACAUCAAAACGCACGAAUACUGUUGAUUUGCACAACAAAAAGUUACGCAAAGAAGAUACUACUGACGAAGAAGAACAUCGCACGAACAACAAAGCACCACACAAAAAGACAAAAGUUGAGUCGGAACGCCACCAAAAACCAGAGGAACGACCCAAACACAAAAAACCGCAAAUUCAUCCCGUCUUGCCUGGAGCAAAUGAUUUUUGGUCUACAGAUCUUACAGCUCUAGAUACAUCCACAAAAGCACAGUCGGAAAGCAGUGACGAAGAAAACGAACACGAGGAAACUAGUCCCAAAAAGAAGAAAAAACUAACAGCGGCAGAGAAGUUUAAAGCAGCCCGCGAGGAGGAAGCCCGUCUUCGUCAAAUCGAAGAAAACUACGCAAAUCCAAACAAGCAACCUGAAACUGCGGAUGAAUUCGAUCGUUUGGUCCUGGCAAAUCCAAACAGCAGCAUGACUUGGAUCAAUUACAUGGUUUUCCACCUUCAGGCAGCAGAGAUCGAUAAAGCGCGCUCCAUCGCUCGCAGAGCUCUAAAAUCCAUAUCAUUUCGAGAGGAGCAGGAAAUUAUCAAUGUUUGGGUUGCUCUACUCAAUCUAGAAUUACGUUAUGGCACGAAAGACACAUUUACGGAAAUUCUGAAAGAGUCUACACUUUGUAAUGAUUCAUUCAAAAUCUAUUCGCGAUGCUUACAAAUUUUGUCGGAUGCAAAGAAAGUUCAAGAGCUGAAUGAAUUGGUUCCGACGGUGACGAAGAAGUUUAAAGAAAAACCGGAAAUUUGGAAGUAUGCAGCCAACGCAUACUUUGAAGUAGGUUUAGUGGACAAAGCGAAACAGUUGCUGAAUCGAGCGCUUACUGCGUUACCGGAAAGAGAUCACAUCAACACAAUAGUCACAUUCGCAAACCUGAAUCACAAAUAUGACGACAAGGAAACGGCACACACAUUGUUAGAUCAAAUUGUCACAUCUUAUCCAAAGCGAGUGGAUGUCUGGUCACAGUAUGUUGAUAUGCUGAUAAAGGACAAUGACAUCGAAUCUGCUAGGAGAACUCUAGAACGUGCAGUUGCGCAAAAAAUACCAAUCAAGAAAAUGCGAACGUUAUUCAAAAAAUAUUUAGAGUUUGAAGAGAAAUUUGGAAAUGAGGAGACCGUGCAGAAUGUUAAAGACAUGGCGGCAAAUUAUGUUAAGAAUGAGAUUAGCUCGUAGACGUUAUGUAUGGAUGUUUCUAUUAAAUUACAUAUUAAGUAUUUAAA
This is a messenger RNA of Hermetia illucens (black soldier fly), 4464 nucleotides long. RefSeq names its product protein RRP5 homolog (gene Rrp5). Lineage: Eukaryota; Metazoa; Arthropoda; Insecta; Diptera; Stratiomyidae. Gene Ontology annotation, cellular component: nucleolus; nucleus; small-subunit processome. Bases 119 to 4417 code for a protein of 1432 amino acids. Gene Ontology annotation, molecular function: protein binding; RNA binding. Gene Ontology annotation, biological process: rRNA processing. The record is from RefSeq and is a predicted model, not a curated record. The transcript has 4 exons.